CACCGUGAACUGUUUCCGGCCGCUUUCAAAGCGGGUUUCGCUAACCUGCGCGGUUUAGCCGGACCUCCUGUGUCAUGUAAGACUUUGAAGACGGUUGAGAUGACGGGCACCUCUCCGGURAAUGUGAACUUUACUCUGAAAGAGCUCAGCUUUUCAGGUCCGGCGGAAGACRCCGUUCCGGGCGGCUCGAGCUCCGUGGAGCUGCGGGACAAGAAGCUGGUGUGUGUGGAGUAUCCGGCGGUGGUGAGCAGCGUGGACAAGAUGCUGGAGACUCUGGGAGGAGAGCAGACGAUAAGCAAAACCUACGGUGACGCCAACAGGCGCCUCGAGCUGCGUUUCCGACCCCAAGACCCUUUCUGUCACWGCGUGUGUGGAAACCGCCUCCCGGCCAGCAACCUCCUCCUGAAGGUGCGGCGGCGGACGCGAAAGAAAGACCCUAAAGAUGCCGAGCUCCGCAUGGARAUCGUGGGAAUCGUUGGGACGACGUACAAAUUCCAGGGGAUGGCAGAUUUUCAGUGCCUCGCCGUGCAUUCACAGGAUGGGAAAGACACGUCUCUGUACGACAAAAUCAUCCUCUGUAAACCUGAGAGCGAGGCCUUCUUUCAGCGGGACGUGCCUUGCUUCCUGCCCCCGGCCAUCUUCUCGCGCCUCGACAACCCUGUGGAUUAUUUCUACCGGCCCGACACCCAUGGACACUCCUCGGCGUCCAGCCAGUUAUCUGUCGGUAAGAAUGUCAUCGGCUUGAAUCGCGCCCGACGGCCGCACAACGCCAUCUUCGUCACCUUCACCGACCCGACGGUGCCGACCGAGUGCCUGGAGGCGGCCCGGCUGAACUGGGAUCGRCUCUGCCAGAAGGAGAGCGACAAGCGGGUCGAGGAGAAGAUGAGGGAGAUGUUUGAGAGCCGGCCCAUCUGGUCGCGGAACGCGCUCAAGGCCAACCUCGACAUCCACCCUGAGAAACUGAAGCUGCUGCUGCCCGUCUACGCCUACUACAUGGUGACCGGACCCUGGAGGAGUUUGUGGGUUCGUCUGGGCUACGACCCCCGAAAGAGCCCAGAGUCCAAGAAGUAUCAGAUGUUAGACUUCAGGGUCCGCUGCAGCACCAAACACGGUUAUUUAUUACCCAACAUACCUGUGAAAGCCAAAAGGAGCGCCCUGAACUACAAUUUACCAAUCACCAUCAACAAAGCAGGCCCUCAGGCAGCUACAGUGAUGGAUAUCCCCCCACCAGAGGGUCCGGGCUGCAGUCGGGAUUCAGCUCCAGCCUCGUACCAGCUGAAGGAGUCCUUCUACAUUUUCAGGGAUGGGAUGAUGCCCCCUCACAGACAAAUGUUCUACCAGCUUUGUGAUCUAGAAGUGGACAGUAUCAAAGAGGUGAUGCAGCAGAACARCGGUAAAGAGCAGGAGUGUGACGAGCGCGAUGGCUGGUGUGUCCUCGGCACCACCGACAAACUCAGGGACAUCAUCUCGACCAUGAUCAAGAAGGUCGUGAGAGCCAAGAAACCAGCCUUUGUUCAAGUGUCUAAAAAAAGACGACGCCUAAAUAUGAGCUCCCCAGAGAUGGAUGAUGAAGAGGAGGAGGAGGAGGAGGAAGAAGAGGAGGAGGAGGAGGAAGUGGAGUGUGAGAAUAAAGAAGAUGAGGAGGAGGAGGAAGAUGAAUUUCAGCCGUCUGAGGGAAGCGAAAACGAGAUGGAGACAGAAAUCCUGGACUAUAUGUGACAAAACGACUCGUCUUGCUUAUAAAAGUUUAUCUGUUUCUGUAAAAUGUUUUUCAUUUUGAUAAUAUGAAAAUAAAAAAGUAAUAAAAUCAUG
This is a messenger RNA of Austrofundulus limnaeus, 1812 nucleotides long. It is a transcript of the gene gtf3c5, whose product is annotated as general transcription factor IIIC, polypeptide 5. The transcript has 11 exons. Gene Ontology annotation, molecular function: RNA polymerase III type 2 promoter sequence-specific DNA binding; RNA polymerase III type 1 promoter sequence-specific DNA binding. Gene Ontology annotation, biological process: transcription initiation at RNA polymerase III promoter. The record is from RefSeq and is a predicted model, not a curated record. Gene Ontology annotation, cellular component: transcription factor TFIIIC complex. NCBI's taxonomy places the organism in Eukaryota, Metazoa, Chordata, Actinopteri, Cyprinodontiformes, Rivulidae. The coding region runs from base 100 to 1719 and encodes 539 amino acids.